CAACAGGAACCUCAUAUUGUUUCUUACGUCGCGUUCUCCAUUAUGCAUCAGUUUUGCAUUUUGCGAAAUGUGCACGUAUCUCCUGUAAAUGGUAAAGUUUAAGUGUGUUGACAAAAGCCAUACUGUGUUCCUGCUCAUCGUUUAAUCAAGAACAGUGUCAUGACAGUAUCUGUGCCUUUGUAUGAGCCAUAGGCAUAGGAAUAGAAUUUUCAGAUGAAAUUGGUCGUGGUGCUGGGGGCGAUAUUGCCAUAGUGCAUGAAAAGUGGCUGACGCCGGAAAGAAACAGGUGUGGUGGCCACCAUGUACGCAGCAAGUAUGAACAAGUAUCUACCAUAUAAGCAGUACGAUACCGGAAGAGUGUUUUUUGAGGAUGAUCUUGUACUUUUAUUACCAAUAGAACAUAAUGUAAUUUUGAGGCGCCUAAUAUCUAAUCAUUUGGCUACUUUUAUUUGGGAACUAGACAAGGAAAGAAGGCAUUCAAAACUUCAUUUCUCAACAAGGUUGUAAUAAACAGUGUUACAAAGUGAAAGGAACUAUAAGAAAGUUAUUAGUGAGCAUAAGUCAUUAGACAUGUUUGAAAGGAAGUUCAACAAAUACUUAAUAAAAUAAAUACCUCUCAGGUUGUGGCUUCACCUCAACAACAGUGUUGUAGAGUCAGGUAAUUCAAAUUUUGAAGUAUCUGAGGAUAUUUUGAGAAACGUGAGACAUUUAGAGCAAGAUUUUGACAAUAGUGGUAAUAUUGAACAAGAUCUAUGCAUCACCUAUAUGCGAGGUAGAUUCUUCACAACUAUGCGGCUCUAAGGACCCAAGAAUACAUCAAUGCUUAAUCUGAUGCUCACAAAACGAUUCUUUCAUUCACUAAGAUCAUAUUUAAGUAGAAAUCUAAUAUGCAAGGAAAUGUAUUAAAACAUAUCUGCAAAAGUUGUAUCUAUUUUCUUAUUUAUAUAUGUAUAUAAGUUAAUAUAUAAUUUAUUUUUAAAUUACAUAAAAUGUAUGAGCAG
Acanthoscelides obtectus is the source of this 1001-nucleotide messenger RNA. The record is from the annotation of a GenBank genome assembly. Lineage: Eukaryota; Metazoa; Arthropoda; Insecta; Coleoptera; Chrysomelidae.